ACUUUAAACGUGAUCGGUUUCUGGCUUGAGUAUUGACAAUUGAAAUCACGCAAAUUAUUUUAAAUUAAAAUAACAAGAUAAAAUGCAACAACCGAGGGAUGGGAGGAAAGUAUGUUUAAUAAGGAUCAAUUUGUGGGUUGGUGAGGUUCCUAAGUAAACCUACUACCUUGGUAUGCGUUGUGCAUUAAUUUAAAAAAUAUGGAGUCCAAUUUAACUAAUAAAAACUCCGCUAUUUAGAAUAAUAAAACAUCUAUUUAUUUUCUACUGAUCAGAAAGAUAUUGAGAGGAAGAAUGAGUAGUAGUGGUGAAGAAGGAAAGGUUGUGUGUGUGACUGGUGCUUCUGGUUAUAUUGCUUCAUGGAUUGUUAAGUUUCUUCUCCAACGUGGUUACACUGUUAGAGCCACUGUUCGUAAUAUAAGUAAUCCAAAUAAGGUUGAUCACUUGGUUAAACUUGAUGGUGCAAAGGAAAGGUUGCAACUCUUUAAGGCGGAUCUAUUAGAAGAAGGUUCAUUUGAUUCUGUUAUUCACGGCUGUCAUGGUGUCUUUCAUACUGCUUCACCGGUUCAUUUCGUUGUUGAUGACCCUCAGACACAAUUGAUAGAUCCUGCUGUGAAGGGAACUCUUAAUGUUUUAAAUUCAUGCGCGAAAUCGGGAUCAGUUAAACGAGUUGUUUUAACUUCUUCUAUUGCCGCGGCUUUAUACACCGGAAAGCCUAGAAAACCAGAAAUUGUAGUUGAUGAGACAUGGUUUUCAGAUCCACAGUUCUUAUUGGAAAAUAAGAUGUGGUAUCAAUUUGCAAAGACUUCAGCAGAAGAAGCUGCAAACAAAUUUCUAACAGAAAACAAUAUUGACUAUGUUGUUAUGAAUCCAGCUGUGGUGAUAGGGCCUCUCUUGCAACCAGAACUUAACGAUAGUUCCGCUUUAAUUCUUAACUUAAUAAAUGGUUCAGAAACAUUUUUGAAUGUCGCUUUUGGAUGGAUCAAUGUGAAGGAUGUUGCAAAUGCGCAUAUUCAAGCAUAUGAGGAUUCUUCGGCUAGUGGAAGAUAUUGUUUGGUUGAAAGAGUGAUACAUUUCUCUGAACUUACUAAGAUUUUACGUGAUAUGUAUCCAACAUUGCAAAUUCCGAACAAGUGUGCAGAUGAUAAGCCUUUGAUGCAAACAUUUCAAGUUUCCAAAGAAAAGGCAAAGAAAUUGGGAGUUGAAUUUAUUCCCCUAGAAGUCAGCCUCAGAGAGAUAGUAGAAAGCUUAAAAGAGAGAAAGUUUGCUGACUUCUAAUUAAUGAUAUUUCAUUUCGAAAUAAAUAUUGAUAAUCAUAAUCACGUUUUGUAUUCAAGAACUCUGCUACAUAAGGAUGAGUUAUUUCUUAAUGUUAAAUAAGGUUUAGUAAUGGAUCAAACCAAGUCAGUUCAAAUAUGCUUUUUAAACCUCACUUUGAUUUUCAAUUACAAUCACUAGUGCUAUAUAAUCAUAUAUAAUAAUUAAUCUGUUUUUGAUA
Messenger RNA from Vicia villosa (hairy vetch), 1495 nucleotides. RefSeq names its product cinnamoyl-CoA reductase CAD2-like. NCBI's taxonomy places the organism in Eukaryota, Viridiplantae, Streptophyta, Magnoliopsida, Fabales, Fabaceae. The record is from RefSeq and is a predicted model, not a curated record. The transcript has 5 exons. Gene Ontology annotation, molecular function: oxidoreductase activity, acting on the CH-OH group of donors, NAD or NADP as acceptor. The coding region runs from base 292 to 1275 and encodes 327 amino acids.